AUGAUGUUUGUGUUAUUCUUCAUAUUAACUUGUCUUGGUAUUGAAUGCCCUAACAACACAUUCGUCGAUAAUGAGAGCUGCAUAGUUUGUUCUCCAUAUUGUGCAGAAGGUAAAUGUGAUAUGGAAAAAGGGUGUGUUGAGUGUGUCAGUCAUUUUCAAGUAUCAAAUAAAUCGUGUGAAAGUAGUUGUGAUGAAAAUAAAUAUUAUGAUGGAAACAAUUGUGUGGAUUGUUCUGAGCAUUGUGCUAAUGCUUAUUGUGAUAAGUUAAAUGGAUGUGUAUUAUGUCAAAAAGGGUAUUUGGCUUUCAAUAAAACAUGUAUUGAUACAUCUUGUGGAGAAUUAUGUAAGCCAGGUUAUUGCCAAUCUGGGAUGUGUUCUGAAUGUGUAGAUAACUAUGUACUAACCAACAAUACAUGUUUUGAUAAUUCUUGUAAUAAAUGUGAAGUUGGACAUUGUAGUAAUGGGUAUUGUGAUGAUUGUAUUAAAGGAUGGUACGUGUAUCAAGCAAAAUGUUGGGAAUGUCCUUCAAACUGUACAGAGAAUGGAUGUGAGGAUGGGUAUGGAUGUACUGAAUGUGUUGAUGGAAUGCAUUUAGAUUCUGGAAGAUGUGAAGUUAAUACUCCAGAGGAAGAAAAUAAAGAAAAAAAUUGGCGAUUGGGGUUAUACAUCAUAUGCCCUCUUCUUGGAGUAUUGCUCAUAGGAAAUAUCUUUGUAAUAGUUCUAUAUAUUAUAAGAAAAUUUAGAAACAAUUCUUACACUUCUUUAUCAGUCAAUUAA
This is a messenger RNA of Entamoeba dispar SAW760, 777 nucleotides long. RefSeq lists its product as uncharacterized. The transcript has 2 exons. The record is from RefSeq and is a predicted model, not a curated record. NCBI's taxonomy places the organism in Eukaryota, Evosea, Mastigamoebida, Endamoebidae. Bases 1 to 777 code for a protein of 258 amino acids.